UUGAUUUUUUUUGUUUUUUAAAUUUUCUUUUCAUCUUCUCUCUAGAAACAUCUCUCCGAAAUGCGUUAUCUUCUCCAAAAGCUCAGAUUCUGAUUCUGAAUCAAUCUCUCUCACAAACCCUAGAAAAUUCCCCUACCCCUUCUAAAAUUCUCAUAGAUCCAUGGCCGUUAUUAUCCACCGCUCAGAUCCACCGUCACGGAUCCAUCCCGAACCACCUCAAACCCUAGAAAUCGACCACUUCGAUCGUCUCCCUGACUCAAUCCUCCUCCUCGUUUUCAACAAAAUCGGCGACGUCAAAGCUCUCGGACGAUGCUGCGUCGUCUCUAGAAGAUUCCAUUCUCUCGUUCCUCAAGUCGACAACGUCGUCGUUCGUGUCGAUUGCGUUAUCUCCGAUGAUGAUUCGUCGUCUCUUUUGUCUAUCAAAUCCCGCUCCGCUGCUUCUUCCGGAUCUUUCUCCGCUAUAUUUCGUCUUGUUUUCGGUGGCAUUGUGAAGCCGUUACAAGCUCUAGGUCAAUUCCUUGGUACGAAGAGACCGUCGUGCGGUGGUUCUGGAUCGUCUUCUUUGUCUAUUAGUGGUGGUGAUGAUGAAGGUGGAGAGAUCGAGCAAGGAGGUGUUACGCAUCAUUCUCCUACGCAGGUUUUGAAAAACUUUGAUGAGAUUCGUUACUUGCGUAUUGAGCUACCUAGUGGUGAAUUAGGGAUUGAUGAUGGAGUUUUGUUGAAAUGGAGAGCUGAAUUUGGUUCUACUCUUGAGAAUUGUGUGAUUCUCGGUGCUUCUUCUGUGAUUCAACCCAAUCCUAUGAGAAAUUCUCAAGCUUGUGAUACAACAAUCGUCGAAGCUUCUGCCUCUGACGAUAACGGGAGUAUACCGGAAUCGUUCUACACAAACGGAGGUUUGAAAUUGCGUGUUGUAUGGACUAUUAGCUCGUUGAUUGCUGCAUCAGCACGACAUUACUUGUUACAGCCGAUCAUCGCCGAACAUAAGACGCUUGAUAGUUUAGUUCUCACUGAUUCUGAUGGGCAAGGUGUGCUAUGUAUGAACAGAGAUCAGCUAGAAGAGCUUAGGGUGAAACCAUUAUCAGCUUCCUCUGCUUCCAAGAGGACACUUGUGCCUGCUCUGAAUAUGAGGCUUUGGUAUGCUCCAACUUUGGAGUUGCCUGAUGGAACUGUGUUAAAAGGUGCGACUUUAGUGGCGAUAAGACCGAGCGAGUCGAAAAAGGAAGUGUCUGAUAUCUCUUGGGUAUCUUCAGCUUUUGAAGAGCCUUAUGAGACGGCUGCUAAGAUGCUGGUCAAGAGAAGGACUUACUGCCUAGAAAUGAACUCGUUCUAGUUUGAAAGGUUUCAGUCGGAAUCUGAGGGAAUCCGAUGAUGCAAUUCAGAAAUGUUACAUAUAAUCUAAUCAUGGGGAAGCAGAGAAUGGAAUAAGAUCGAAGUUUUGAUGAAUCCAGGAACAAGUUUUGCUGCCUACUGCAUCUGCUAGCUAGUUUUUUUCUUUGAAGCAUAUGCUUUUGCAGGAUCUCGCAAUCAUAUAUAUAUAUAUAUAUAUAUAUAUAUAUCAACUAAAUUAUAGAUAUCAUGUACGAGUUUUCUUUUGUUUUUGUUUUAUGUCUGUGUUAGUUACUUAAAAGUCUUGUCCUUUGCUUGCUCUUCUCUAUUUAUGUGAAUAUUUGUAGGUAUUGCUUAUUCAACUGUCAUUAUUAUACAAAGUAAUCUAAGAUUGUAGUUUUGGAAUUCUUUUGUUCU
Molecule: messenger RNA, 1743 nt
Organism: Camelina sativa (false flax)
Lineage: Eukaryota; Viridiplantae; Streptophyta; Magnoliopsida; Brassicales; Brassicaceae
Product: F-box protein At5g46170
Molecular function (GO): protein binding
Source: RefSeq, a predicted model, not a curated record